UACACAAGCCCUAACCCACGUGACCCACACACAUAUAUUUAGCUUUCACUAGCUACUAGUUAGAUAACAACAACUAACCACGUUCAACCUCUCUCACAGGUUAUGAAGCCCUUGCACUUCUAUGAAGUGUUAUAACCAUGCAAUAAUCAUACAAUAAGCUUUUCAAAUAGCUGCUUUUUUCAUUCAAAUACCCCAUAUCAAAUGCCUGUCAAUACGAGAUUGAUCAACCGCGAAGAGACUUCAGAGAAUCAGAUAGCUGGAUUCUUUCCAACACCAAUAACCGCGCGAAGACGAUGCAAUAAUCAAGCCCAAGAUAAUCCUCCAGAACCCGAAGAUAUGGCAGACCAUGAUGAAGCCACCAUUCUGAGGCAGCUUAUUGCUCAGAAGGAUGAGGAAAUACACUGA
Molecule: messenger RNA, 405 nt
Organism: Blastomyces gilchristii SLH14081
Lineage: Eukaryota; Fungi; Ascomycota; Eurotiomycetes; Onygenales; Ajellomycetaceae
Exons: 1
Coding region: 202-405 (67 amino acids)
Source: RefSeq, a predicted model, not a curated record